Molecule: messenger RNA, 991 nt
Organism: Neocloeon triangulifer
Lineage: Eukaryota; Metazoa; Arthropoda; Insecta; Ephemeroptera; Baetidae
Product: serine/threonine-protein phosphatase CPPED1-like
Exons: 5
Coding region: 74-970 (298 amino acids)
Molecular function (GO): hydrolase activity
Source: RefSeq, a predicted model, not a curated record
UGUUGUAAUGUUUACACUCAUGGUACUGAACAAGUAAGUCUUUUUCAUUGGAAGAAAAUUAAAAGACAGAAUUAUGGAGACGGAAUGGAAAAAUCACAAUCGUGACCGGACCCAUUAUGGCUUUGAAGAAAAAGAGAAAAAAUGGCAAGGUCCGUACUUUUUCAUUCAAGCCGCCGACUGCCAAUUAGGGCUGAUUCAAAGGUACCUUGAGAAGAACCCAACGCCUGGCUGGCAACAGGAAAUUGCUUUGACAAAACUGGCAGUGGAAAAAAUUAACAAAAUGAACCAAAAGCCAAAAUUUUUCGUCAUAUGCGGCGACCUCUGUGACGCUUUUCCUGCUAAAGAACCGGCGUUGAGGGCAGAACAGGAAAAAGAUCUAAAAGAUAUAUUGAGUCGGUUGGACCCUUCAGUCCCUUUAGUUUGCGUUUGCGGAAAUCAUGAUGUAGGAGACCAGCCAACGAAGCAGGACCUUUUAUCGUAUCAGUCGUCAUUUGGUGACGAUUUCUACUCCUUCUGGUGUGGAGGAGUUUUCCACAUUGUGGUAAACUCGCAGUUCUGGUUCGACAGCACUUUGGUGCAGGAGGAGGCCGAAAAGCAAGACCAGUGGCUGGAAGAGCAGCUGCGCAUUUUGAAAACUUCUGAAGCAAAAUUUGGGCUGAUUUUCCAGCACAUUCCCUGGUUUCUGUCAGAUUAUGAGGAAGAAGCAACAGUUUACUUUACGCUGCGGCCGGAAAUUCGCCAGAAAUGGUUGCCCAAGUUCAGAGAAGCGGGUGUGAAAGCGGUUUUUUGUGGUCAUUACCACAGAAAUGCAGGAGGAUUUUUUGAAGACUUAGAAAUGGUGACCACAACUGCGAUUGGUGCUCAGCUUGGGUCUGAUGAGUCCGGAAUGAGGAUAGUCAAAGUUUUGUCCGACUCGGUCGAGCACGAAUACUUUCCCUUUGAAAAAUUCCCUGAUAGUGUACAAUUAUAAAACUUAUAUGAAAUUUUACAA